This is a messenger RNA of Coffea eugenioides, 660 nucleotides long. RefSeq lists its product as uncharacterized. The transcript has a single exon. Lineage: Eukaryota; Viridiplantae; Streptophyta; Magnoliopsida; Gentianales; Rubiaceae. Gene Ontology annotation, molecular function: RNA-DNA hybrid ribonuclease activity; nucleic acid binding. The coding region runs from base 1 to 660 and encodes 219 amino acids. The record is from RefSeq and is a predicted model, not a curated record.
AUGGACCCGCAGGGUUGGGCAGUGGGUAGUGUAGUUGAGCAGCUAGGGAGGGCGCAAGUGCUUUCCUUAGCACAUUUCAAAGGGGUUUCGGAUGACCCUUGGGCAUUACUGGCGACUUGGAGACCGCGGGUUGCGAGACAUGUGGUGACAUUCUGGAGGCCACCACCGCAGGGAGCUGUCAAGCUGAAUACAGAUGCCCGUGUGGCAAGGAAAAAAGUGGCAGGGGGAGGCUUGCUGCGGGAUCAUAAGGGUAGAUUGAUUUUCGCGUUCUACAAGGAGUUUGGGGAGGUCGAUGUGCUGACUGCUGAGAGUUUGGCAUUGCUGCAAAGGCUACUCUUCUGUAACAGGGGUAGGGUCCAACGGUUAUUGGUGGAGGUGGACUCGGAGGGAUUGGUCCGUUUGCUGGAUUCAGGGGGCUUGGCAAAAUGGCCGUUAUGUAACUCAUUACGACAGAUCAAGGCCCUUCUUCAGAGCUUUAAUGCCACAACGGUACACAUUUUCAGAGAAGUGAAUGCCGCGACGGAUAAGUUAGCAGCGAUGGAUCUCGAGGACGACUUCUUCUGCAUGUCGUCCCUACAGCUCCCGCGGGAGGUUAGAGCAAUUGUAUUGUUGGAUAGUAGGGGAGUUCCCUGUGUUCGUACGCAGGUUGGGCGGGCGUAG